Molecule: messenger RNA, 1983 nt
Organism: Danio aesculapii
Lineage: Eukaryota; Metazoa; Chordata; Actinopteri; Cypriniformes; Danionidae
Gene: cabp1a
Product: calcium binding protein 1a
Exons: 7
Coding region: 193-1335 (380 amino acids)
Molecular function (GO): calcium ion binding
Source: RefSeq, a predicted model, not a curated record
UACACCGCCUUACGGAGCAAUCAGGUGGCACCAACUCCAACAUCUCGACAGCAUCAUUUCAAGCCCAACAUGUCAUCGAGGAGGUGCCGAUGUACCCUCAGCUCUCUACACCGGGCUAUUCUAUUCAAGUCAUAAUAAUGUGACACAUCGGAGGUCAGCCUUUACCUUGAAGGGCAUUUGAAAAGGCAGAGGAUGAGUUUCACGCUCCCCAAAAGCGAAUCGACGACCUCCUUGCUGAGAUCCUCCGCACCGGCCAGGAGCGCGGUCCAGCCGCCCGAUCAUCGGCGACCGCAGCAUCAGCGCUCCGCGGCGGCAUCUGGAGCGGAUCCGGCGGACUGCGAUGCGAGCUCGCGGAGACCCCUGUGUCACCCCUCACUGGUCGGUACCCGGAAUAGCGCAGAGAAGAGCCACCCACAAGCCUCCCACGGACACGCACUCACCGCGGCUCGCAGUCAGGAGGACCUGUCGGAGCUUCCAGGUGGAGGAGGAGAGCGCAAGACAACCAGGCGACACCACCAUCAUCACCAUCACCAUCAUCACCACCACAAUCGUCAUCAUCACCAUCACCGCCACCGCUCCACUCGGGACGACCUGCCCCAGGAGCCCCGACCCAAGCACUCUCACGCCGCUCGCAUGCCCAGCAGAACUCAGUCUUUCUCCGAGUCUAGAGACGAGACGGCGCUCUUUUUUGAGUUUCCUCCGCCGGCUCGACCGGGCUCCUCCACGAGCAGAGAGGCGGGUCCAGCCUCCACCGCCUCAUCUUCGCCGGUGCCCGCGUCCUCCAGCCGUUCCUCCCGGAGGUCAGCGAGGUCCAGCGCAGCAUCUUCCGAAGCAGACUUCAACCUGCGCCCCUUCCUCAGCUCAGUGUUCGGACAGAAUCGAGAGUUGAGACCUGAGGAGAUUGAUGAGCUGCGAGACGCAUUUAAGGAGUUUGACAAAGAUAAAGAUGGCUUCAUCAGCUGUAAAGACCUGGGAAACUGCAUGAGGACAAUGGGAUACAUGCCAACUGAGAUGGAGCUAAUAGAACUGAGCCAACAGAUCAAUAUGAACUUAGGUGGCCAUGUGGAUUUCGAGGAUUUUGUGGAGUUGAUGGGACCUAAACUUCUUGCCGAGACAGCAGACAUGAUCGGCAUAAAGGAGCUAAGAAAUGCCUUCAAAGAGUUUGACACAAAUGGAGAUGGUGAAAUAAGCACAGGAGAGCUGAGGGAAGCAAUGAGGAAGCUGCUGGGACAACAGGUCGGUCAUCGAGACCUAGAGGACAUACUGAGAGAUAUUGACUUGAAUGGAGACGGCAGAGUAGAUUUUGAAGAGUUUGUGCGAAUGGUGUCCCGCUGACAGGGCAGCAUUUCUAUGGUGUCUCCAGCUGAAGAAACUGAGAUGCUGUACUGCUUCCUGCUGGUCAAAGCAGACAGAGUUUUAGACUACUGCAAGAAAAGCCUUGCUGAGCCACUGUUGUAUGGUAGAGAAAUUGAAAACUGGACUUUUUUCGAAGAAAGAAAAAGAAAAACACAUGCGCACACACAUACAAACACACAAACACGUUUACUGUAGCCAAGUGUCUUUGCACUUUUAAUCAUGCAAGACCAAACAAUAUAUGUUUUACAUGCACAUUUGAAGGGGAAACCAUGCUUGAUUAUGGCAAUAUUACAUUAAGUGUUGUCCCGGUUGUCUCAUAUGUGUGUCUAUGUGUGAUAAGCUAUGUUUAAAAAGACAUCUGAAGGUGUCACACUCGAAUAUGUGAUUUCUAAAAAAGGUGUUUUUUGGUAACACAGGUGCACAGAUGUGGAUUAAUUCAUGCUUAUACUACGGAGCUGUUGAAUGCUUGGUUUUAUUAGGCUGGUGAACAUUCUAAAGGUUUGUGCACACCGGAACGGAUUUUUUGGCAUUAAUACCCAAACGAUUUUCACUGGUGAUGAGCAGAGGGAAUGUGGAAAAUCACUUUAGAUCAGGGGUGGGCAAACUCGGUCCUGGAGGGCCAGUGUC